AUGUGCAUAUCGCUUGGUGAUUUCGACGAGGAUGACGAAGCUGUUUUCGACUACCUCCGUGCUUGCAUACAACGCGCCGGCCUAUGCCCCCUUUUGCUUGCUAUCAAUCCAAACAAUAAGCGGAUGAACCCGGCCGCUCUCCUCGAAGCCGUUCUGAAGGCGGGAGGAAAAUGUGAAUGGGCGUCGAUAAACUAUUCGCCAGACAAGAUUGCCGAAUUUCGCCCUUUCUUCGACGGGCGAUUCAACCUUGGACAAGUCAGGAAUCUGUCUCUUACCUGCUGCGUGCGGGCCCGAGGUGUGUUCGAGUUGGAUCUACCGAGCGGAGUAGCAGAUAUGCGGCCGUUCACGCACCUACGGUCUCUGACCCUCGACUUUUGGAAGAAGAUCGAUAUAACUAGGGUGUUAGUCCCGUGGGACCAGCUAACGAACCUGAAGCUUACAUCUGGCAUUGCUUAA
Molecule: messenger RNA, 456 nt
Organism: Cyclocybe aegerita
Lineage: Eukaryota; Fungi; Basidiomycota; Agaricomycetes; Agaricales; Hemipholiotaceae
Source: the annotation of a GenBank genome assembly